GUCUCUCUUCUUUUUUCUAUUUUCUUUCAACACACUCGAAUAUGGCGCGAUCAGGAUCUCCUAAUGAAAUGGACGGCGGCUUGGAAGCAAAUGCCAUUACUGAAGAGAAGCUCAUCAAUGAGGAGUACAAGAUCUGGAAGAAGAAUUCACCUUUUCUCUACGACCUUGUUGUUACUCAUGCUCUUGAGUGGCCCACAUUGACCUGCCAAUGGUUGCCCGAUAUUGAGAGACCUGAGGGCAAGGACUACACUGUACAGCGUCUGUUGAUUGGAACGCACACAUCAGAUAAUGAUCAAAAUUAUCUUCAGAUUGCUCAGGUUCAGCUUCCAUCGGACUCUACGCCAAUAGACACUCGCAAAUUUGAUGAUGAACGCGGAGAGGUCGGCGGCUUCGGAGGGACAGAGUGCAAGAUCAGUGUGACGCAGAGGAUCAACCAUGAGGGAGAGGUCAACAGAGCACGAUACAUGCCUCAGAAUCCUGAUAUCAUUGCCACAAAGACAGUAUCGGGCGACCUCUUUAUUUUUGAUCGUACUCGCCAUCCAUCACAACCUGCUGCUGGGGGUGUCUGCUCACCAGAGAUCCGCCUAAAGGGACAUACCAAAGAAGGAUAUGGUCUUUCAUGGAACCCUAACCUACAGGGACAUUUGAUCAGUGCUUCGGAGGACACCACUGUGUGCCAUUGGGACAUCAAUGCGGCUACUAAGGAGAAAAAGGUGCUGGACGCUCUUAGAAUCUAUCGUGGCCACACUGCCGUUGUCGAGGAUGUUGCCUGGCAUGCUCUUCAUGACAGUCUGUUUGCCUCUGUCGGCGAUGACCAACGCAUGUUAAUUUGGGACACUCGCUCGACAUCUUCUGAUAAACCUGUUCACAACAUCCACGCUCACGUCGCAGAGGUUAAUUGUGUGGCAUUUAGUCCCAGCAGUGAGUUUAUUUUGGCUACUGGAUCUGGCGACCGCACAGUAGGUCUUUGGGAUCUUCGCAAUCUGAAGAUCAAGCUGCACUCGUUCGAAUCUCAUCAAGAUGAGAUCUUGCAAUUGGCCUGGUCACCCCAUAAUGAGACUAUUUUGGCUUCUGCAGGAGGAGAUCGUCGCAUCAAUAUUUGGGACCUUAGCAGGAUUGGAGAGGAGCAGACCGCUGAAGAUGCUGAGGAUGGUCCACCAGAGCUUUUGUUUGUUCAUGGAGGACAUACCAACAAGGUUUCAGACUUUUCAUGGAACAUGAACGAGCCUUGGGUCAUUGCCAGUACUGCUGAGGAUAAUAUCUGCCAAGUUUGGCAAAUGGCAAGUAAUAUCUAUAAUGCUGACGAUGCCGAAGUUCCAGCGAACGAAUUGGAAUAA
This is a messenger RNA of Lobosporangium transversale, 1337 nucleotides long. RefSeq names its product WD40-repeat-containing domain protein. Gene Ontology annotation, molecular function: histone binding. Gene Ontology annotation, cellular component: cytoplasm; Rpd3L complex; Rpd3L-Expanded complex. The record is from RefSeq and is a predicted model, not a curated record. Gene Ontology annotation, biological process: regulation of gene expression. The transcript has 8 exons. NCBI's taxonomy places the organism in Eukaryota, Fungi, Mortierellomycota, Mortierellomycetes, Mortierellales, Mortierellaceae. Bases 42 to 1337 code for a protein of 431 amino acids.